This is a messenger RNA of Serendipita indica DSM 11827, 1611 nucleotides long. The record is from the annotation of a GenBank genome assembly. Lineage: Eukaryota; Fungi; Basidiomycota; Agaricomycetes; Sebacinales; Serendipitaceae.
AUGUCACUCCCUCUACUCAUUGCUGCGGCGAUUCCAGUCGCUAUCAUCGCUCUCGUGAUCAAGACCUGGUGGGAUCGUCGUUUCCUGCUCAAAAACGUCGCUGCGCCGGCCAACGCCUCGCUCAUCUGGGGACACGAAAAGACAGAGUUUGAAGACAAUCAAGGUUGGCAAUGGCGAGCUUGGUUCAAGGAGUGCGGUAAAGCCUUCAAGAUCAAGGGAGCGUGGGGACACCCUGACAUCCUUGUUGUUGGCGACACCGUUGCCCUCUCACACAUCUAUGCGAAGAACACGUACAAUUAUCCUCACUCACCCGUCUUUAUUCCUUUGAUUGAGCGCUUAACGGGACGAUCACUGAUUUGGGUUGAAGGCGAGCGUGCCCAUAAAAAGAUGCGCGCCAUGAUUGCGCCAGCCUUUUCGGUUGAAAAUGUCCGGAAGAUGGGAGGCGACAUCUACCAUGUCGCCAACACGUUGAGCAACAAACUCUCGAACGAUAUCCUCAGCAACAAUGGUUCAGUGGUCGUCGACGCAACAGAGCUCGCCGCCCCGGCUACUUUGGACGUUAUUGGUCGUGUCGCCCUCGGCCACGACUUUGGUGCUGUCAAUGGCAGCGCAGAAGGUGUCAAGAUCACCCAAAGUUGGAGAGCACAGAAUCAAAUGGGACAGGAAGCCGAUGGGUUCACUGCAAUGCUCGUUCUUCGCCUCUUCCCUUGGAUCACCUCGCUUCCGCUUGAAGCCAUCAAGGCUCAAGGUGCCGUUGCUGAGCGCAUCCGGGAGAUUGCCAAGGCUAUUGUCUCAAAUGGUCAGAUUGAGAAGGGUGGCAAGGACCUAAUGUCUAUUCUCCUCCGUGCAAAUGCCAAUGAAGAUCCCAACAAGCGUGUCGACCUUGCUCAAAUUUAUGAUCAUGUUGUCACAUUUAUCGUCGCCGGCCACGAAACAACUGCGGGUGUCACUGCCUUCACCCUCUGGACACUUGCUACUCACCCUGAAAUUCAAAAUGCCCUUCGUGACGAGCUCCUUGCGUUCCCUGGCGAACCCACGUAUGACGACUUUGCCAACCUCGACACGUUCCCUCUUCUUGAUGCCGUUUGCAAGGAAAAUCUCCGCAUGUUCCCGGCUUCUGCUCGUAAUGAAAAGGUUGCUGAAAACGACGACAUCCUGCCCCUUCGUGAACCGAUCAAGGGCGCUGAUGGUUCUUGGAUCAAGAGCAUUCCAGUCAAGAAGGGACAAGUAAUUCACAUUCCUUCCAUCGGCAUCAACCGUGACGAGGACGUUUGGGGAGAUGCUGAUGUGUUCCGACCAAGCCGUUGGCUCGUUGGCCGUCCUGGCUGCGAGAAGUACUGCAAGCCCGGAGAACAAGGUCUCAAACCCGCCGACGAAAUGUGCGGCGGCUGGGCUGGUAUCUUCACCUUCUCCGAAGGGCCUCGCGCGUGUGUCGGCAUGCGGCUCGCUCUCUUCGAGUACAAAGUGCUCAUCUACACCCUCGUCAAGCACCUCGUCUUUGAAGACACUGGUGCGAAGAUCAUGACGAGAUUUGGAGCUACCCUUGCUCCCCGCGUCGUUGGCCAAGAGGCCGAUGGCAUCAAACUCCCCGUCAAGAUUAGUCUCGCGUAG